UGAGUCUGAGAAAUCCACAAUAUUAUGCAUUUUUAUGAACUGCAUCACGACAGGUUGAAUCCACGGGUUGUGAUCAUCAGAUAGACCCCAUGACCUUUCAAUGAACGGUAUUUAAACAGACUGAGAUGGAUAGUGCAGUGAGUUCCAGAGAUUUGAUUAUCAGGAACAUCGAUGAGCUGCUGCUGAAGCUGACAGAACAUGGAGAAGAAAGCUUAUUGAUGACAGCAGAUGGAGCUUCCCUUCAUGUAACGGGCUCAGAAAAAGGAAAAAAAUUCCUGUCAUUGAAUCGGCAAAUAGCUGAACAGUUUCACAAAUACUGCUUUGAUGUGCAGGAGCAGAUCUCAGAAUACAGGCUCUCUGACAAGUCCCCAGCUUCUUUUCGACGGUUUCCUAUCGUACCAAAAACUGCUAUCACUGUGACUAGUAUCAAAGAGGUAGACAGUGAUUUUGAAGUGGACCAAGAAGAGACGGAGGUGAUGUUGAAUGCGAAAGACAGCAGUUUUACAGUCUUUAACAUAGAAAAUCAAGAAUGCCAGUCCAGAAAAUUUUCUUCAGGUUUGCUGGAUUCCACCUCCCCUGGAAAGCGUAAGCAAGAGAGACUUAAGAAUAUCAGAGUCCAAAUUCAAAGAGGAGGCAGGAAAACUGAAAUCACAUUACCAGAAAAACCUGACUUGACAGUGGAAUCUAAACAGACAUCAGUUAAAUCCAGACUGCAUGCUCCAGACCAAACAGGUGAAGCAUCACAGACCAUCAAAGAUAGCCAGCAAUCACUUGUAAAUGAUGAGAUGCAGAAUUUAUCCUCUGAUUCAGUAGCCUCCAAAGUUGAAAGUGAAGCAAGGAAUGUCAGUUGUGAAUCCAAAGAGGUUGACAAUGAAUCUAAUCAGGCGGGCCUUAACACAUCCACACAGAAAGAUUUAAAUGCAUAUGGAACUGGGACUAAUGAAACUGUGUCCUGUGAUGCCACUGGUGAUCAUACUGACAGUGAAGACCAUUCAGAGCCGAUGGAUUCAGUUGACACAUUUGUGGAUUCUCCUGUCAAAGCCAGUGACAGUGAGACUCUGAAUAACAACCAAAGUGGUUCACAAGGGAAGAAGCAAAAACUUAAUGGAGAGUCAUGUCAGGAAUCACCACAUCUGAACAGUGAUGCUAGCUAUCAGGCCAUAGAUAUAGACAACCAUGCUACAGCUGAUAAGAUUAAAGACUGUCCAGAAACUGCCAUAGCUGGUGAUGGAGACACUGCUCAGGUUUUCCAUGGAAAUCAGGCCUCUUCUGAGAACCCACCUAAUGCUGGUGUUGAUAUGGAAGUGGACACUCCUAGUGAAGGAGGGACAAGUGUAGACCAAACCUCUGGUGGCAGUCUCAAGAAAAAGGGGAAGGGAAUGAGUGGUACUGAAAAAGAACAAAAGAAAAGAAAGAUCUCCAGAUCUCCACAGUGUUCUCCCACAAGAAAGAAAAUCAGAAGAAACCCGGAAAUAGAAUCUGGAUUGUCUCACUUGGAAACAACCUCAGAAACUACAAAAGAAGAUGAAUCUGUAGCAAUUAAAAAGAUUACUUCAGCAAAGGAAAAUUCAGAGGAAACUGUAGCAAAGGAAAGGUCAAAGGUAACAUCAGAAAAGAAAGGGUCAGAGGGAACAUCAGCAAAGGAAAGGUCAAAGGGAACAUCAACAAAGGAAAGAUCAGAAUUAACUUCAGCAAAGGGAAAUUCAGAGGUAGCUACAGGGAAGGAAAUUUCCCAAUUAACUUCAGCAAAGGAACAAUCAAACGUUACUUCUGUAGAAAAAAGUUCAAAAAAGAAUUCAGUGAAAGAAAUUUCCGAGUUCAAACCAUUAAAUCAAAGUUCAGAUGUGGGUAUAGCAAAGGAAACAUCUCAGGUACCUGUGAGGAGUCCAGAUAACUCGCCAAGCAAAUGCAGUGAAAAUAUCAAAAUAAAAGACAUAAGCAAAUCCACAACUAAAUCAAUGCAACUUCCAAUAAAAUCACCUAACAAAGGGGAUAAAUCUAGACUCUUCAAGAAAUCUUUGGUUGUAGAAUUGGAAAAGAUUCCAGAUGAAACUAUUAAGCUCCUGGGUAAAUCUCAAGAGAAGGCUGCUUCUGAGUUAACUAAAAAACCUAUAACUGAACAGACUGAAAAACCUACUUCAGAACAGAACAAAUCUCCCACGAAAGGAGGCAAUAAGCAAAUCCCUGAGGAUAAGGAGCUCACCCCUAACAGUAAAGCCAAACCUCAGUCAGAAUCAAAAAAGUCCAUCAUUAAACAGACUGAAAUACCUACUUCAGAACUGAACAAAUCUAUGAACGGAAGCAAUACACAAACCUCUGAAUCAAAGGAACUCACCUCAAAAAAUAUAGCCAAAUCUCCAAAAUCGAAAAAGCCUAUUGCUGAAAAGAUUACAAGGCCUGCUAGAGAAGUGGAAAAAUCUCCUCUGAAAGGAAGCAGUAAACAAAACUUGGAAUCAAAGGAGCUCAAUCCUGAAAGUAUAGCUAAAUAUUCUCCAGAACUAGAAAAGUCAACUGCUGAUAAUUCUGAAAGGCCUGCUUCAGAACUGCAAAAAUCUCCUCUGAAAGAAGCAGAAAAAUCUCCCAUGAAAGGAGCAGAAAAAUCUCCCAUGAAAGGAGCAGAAAAAUCUCCUAGGAAGGGAGCAGAAAAAUCUCCUAGGAAAAGAAGCAGUACACAAACAUUAGAAUCAAAGGAGCUUACUCCUGAAAGUAUUGCCAAAUCUCCAGAAUUCAAAAAGUCUACUGCUGAAACAUGUGAAAAUACUGAAAAACCUUUAUCAGAACAGGAAAAAUCUCCUCUGAAAGGAAGCAGUCUGAAAACAAUAGAAUCAAAGGUACUCACUUCUACAGAAUCAAAGAAGACAACCGAAAAAGCUGCCUUGAAAUCAAAGAAAAGGGCAGUUUCAGAGGUAUGUGAUAAACCCAAAUCAAAAUCACAGAAAUCUUCUCAUAGAAUAAAGGAUCUAUCCACCGAUAAGUCUGAACCUAGGAUAGCUGACAUUCCAGCCACAGAAUCAAAGGAGUCAAUGAAUAGUAAAUCAGACACACUCAUUCUCCAGUCAAAGAAAUCUACCCCUAAUGACAAACUUGCAACAGAAUCAAAAAUGUCUACUGGAGAUUCAGAUGUACAUCUUUCAGAAUCAAAAUCAUCUACACCAGUUAUAAAGGAUGACCGUGCUGUAGAAUCACCUUCACCGUCCUCAGCUGUAGAGAACAAGGCCACAAUUAGUAAAGAUGAGAAAGUCACCAGUGACAAAUCUAGCCAGAAAUGUCCUGCUAAAAUCAUCAUCAAGCAGCCAUUACUCUCAGACAUUGCAGGAAAGGGAAAAUGUGACUUGAAGAAUUUCAAAAUAGAUUUAAAAGCCCUAGCAAUGGGUCUGGCUCUUCAGAGACAGAAGAAGUCUUGAAAAAGUUCACUGGCCAGACUUGUUAAACCAUGCAAGUAAAACAUCAGGCAGGGAACAGUAAAUGUGACAGGGACCCUGGCCUUAAGGACUGUGGGGUGAAGCUCAAGGCCAUUCCCUUGGUGUUCAUUAUAUAACAUUUGUGUUCAUUUCUGCUGCAAUAUAACUGGUAUCUAGAGAAACGACACCAGUAUUAUUGUCCUAAAUGUGUAUUUGUAACGUAAGAUGAUUGCUUGGUAUUAAGUCGUCACAAUUCAUGGACAGUUGUCUAAAUAUUGAACAAUAUGCAAAUUAUUAAAAGUAAAGGCAGCUGUCAAAGGACACUGGUGCAAAAUUUGGGUUUUCAGCACAGAAUGAAUUGUUUAUCAUGUUAAUAUUUAUUUCCGAUCUUUAGAAUUUUAUGUGUAAAAAAGGUUCAACAUAAAUAUAUUUUUACAGAACGCUUGGAUUUGCUCAGUAUACUAUUUACAUAUCACCACAGGAUGGCUACUACAAGACUAUUUAUUUUCAUAAUUCAGUCUGACAGUAAAAUACAAUAUUCUAAAAAGUUAUAAAUAUACAUGUACAUAAUAUAGCUAUGUAACAGUA
Saccostrea cuccullata (small rock oyster) is the source of this 3989-nucleotide messenger RNA. Its product is annotated as PHD finger protein rhinoceros-like. The transcript has 7 exons. Bases 126 to 3404 code for a protein of 1092 amino acids. Lineage: Eukaryota; Metazoa; Mollusca; Bivalvia; Ostreida; Ostreidae. The record is from RefSeq and is a predicted model, not a curated record.